GGAGAAGGAGGAGGAGGAGGAGAAGGAGGAGGAGAAGGAGAGGGAGGAGGAGAAGGAGAAGGGGUUGUUGGAUGGUCUAUUGUCAGGAGACUGAUCGUGCGACUGCAGCAGAAGAGUCUGGUGAGGAUGGGGAGGAAGGAUGCGUGCGUUGCAAUGGCCCCGGUCGAUCAGUACCGUAAACAGAUUGGUAAACAAGACUACAAGAAGACCAAGUCAGCUCUGAAGAUGACGAGGUUGAAGGCUGAGGCGAAGAAGAGUGGUCCUGGAAUAAGGGAUGCUUUCCUGGUCAUCUUAGCCGUCCUGGUUUUCAUGCUCUGUGUGUACGCGUUCUUCUACCUCAACCUGAGCACUGAACUGGACAUGGACCUGGAUGUGGACUAAAGCAGGAGAGGACAACUUAACCUCGGGGUCUUGCUGGGCUGGUCUAUUCUCAGGCUCUGUCAAUAUGGCUCAUUGACUCAUCUGGAUGCAAAUUUGACCCAAGAUUUUUGUUUUUGUCUGAUUCCGUGUAGGUUUUUCCCCAUUUCUGUUUACUCCAUUUUGUUUUUCCCUGUUUUUUUUUGGGGGGGGGGGGGGUUUGUUCUCAAAAUCACACUUUUAAAAAAAAAAAUAAAACAUCCAAUUUUAGUUUUGGUUCUAAGUCCGGAACGAUGCUUAAACUACGUCAGAAGACCACUUGAGGUCUGGGGGAAAAAAUAAACAAAUAUAUACUUUUCGAUGCAAGUGCACACCAGCAAUAGACUGUUUGAUAAGCGAUGAUACUCUAGCGUUCAUAUGAUGGAAGAGUUUGCAAAACAAUUGGCCACUGGAUUGUUGCAAAUAAACAUAUCAUUCUGCCAAUUCGGAAUAGGCUACUGUUUGUAGUUAACAUUUAAUUGAGAAGGGGGUUUUUUGGGGAGGGGGGGGGGGGGGGAGGUUUACCAUCUACCAAGAAGACGGUGGACAUUGCAUUAGCAUCAUCGCUAACAGCUACAUAAAGUGGUAGACAAAUGCGCGAACACACACAGACGGGCCGUCCUGUUGCCUCUUCAUAAAUAUGAAUCACUGAUGCAUUUUAUUCAUGUCUUUUUAUAUAGUAAUGUUGAGAAUAUUAAUGAAUGUUCAAUAAAUGUUGGAAUAUUGUUGAA
Molecule: messenger RNA, 1127 nt
Organism: Salmo salar (Atlantic salmon)
Lineage: Eukaryota; Metazoa; Chordata; Actinopteri; Salmoniformes; Salmonidae
Gene: triqk
Product: triple QxxK/R motif containing
Cellular component (GO): endoplasmic reticulum membrane
Source: RefSeq, a predicted model, not a curated record